AUCAUAUUAUCUAGCUAAUCUGUUUUGAAAUAACUGUUCCAGACAUGGCCGGUGAAGAGGCAAUGGUGGAGAGGAUGGCAGAGCUGCAGCUGCGCCUCCAACAUCUGGACGCCCUCUAUAGGGCCAGAGAGGAGGAUGUGAACGUGCUUUCACAACACCUGGGCCAAGUCCUGGCGGGGGAGACCAAUGUCACUGAUCCCCGGGGGCUCCUGAACACUACGGGCCUUCUUAGGCCCCCUUCUGCUUACCACUUCUUGCCUCACCUUCUCCUAGGGCAGAGCCCUCUGCGGCCUGCAUAUUGUCUGUCUAAAGGCAGGACUGGAGUUUCUGUCAUAAUGGGUGUACCAACUGUUAAGAGAGCAGUACAAAGUUACCUUUUGUCAACUCUUCAGAAUCUGAUAAACUCAAUGAGCACAGAAGAACAGAAUGAUGCUGUUAUUGUAGUACUUAUUGCAGAGACGGAUGAAGAAUAUGUUCUAUCAGUUGCUGGUGAACUUCGAGAACAAUUUGAAAAUGAAAUAAACAUUGGUCUGCUUGAGAUUAUAUCUCCUCCUGCCAGCUACUACCCAGAUAUGAACCACCUCAGAACAACACUUGGUGAUGCCCCUGAGCGAGUUCGCUGGCGUACAAAACAGAACUUGGACUUUGCUUUUCUGAUGAUGUAUGCUCAACCAAAGGCUAUGUUUUAUAUCCAACUGGAGGAUGAUAUCUUGGCGAAGCCCCACUUCAUCUCAACAAUGAAAAGUGUAGCUCUUGAAAGGAUAGCCAAUAAAAAACCGUGGUUUGUCCUGGACUUCUGCCAGCUUGGUUUCAUUGGUAAAAUGUUUCGUUGUGUGGAACUUCCAUGGCUGAUACAAUUUUUCUUCAUGUUCUACAAUGAUAAACCAGUUGAUUGGUUACUUGAUCAUCUGAUCCACACUAAAAGUUGUAAUUUAGAAAAGGAUAUGAAACAUUGCAGAAAAGCAAAAGACGAACUUUGGAUACAUUACAAGCCCUCUCUUUUUCAACACAUAGGUACUCAUUCAUCUCUUAAGGGAAAAGUUCAGAAGUUAAAGGACAAACAGUUCGGGAAAGUGAAGCUAUUUUAUCCUCACUAUAACCCACCAGCAAUCGUACUGUCAGAGAUCAAGGCCUACAAACAAUACACUUUAAAAAGAGCUUAUGAAGGAGAAACGUUCUUCUGGGGACUGCUGCCUCAGCCUGGUGAUCACCUCUUCUUCAAGUUCACUUCACCCGUCAAUGUCACUAAAUACUUACUAAAGAGUGGGAAUGCUGAACAUCCAUCUGAUAGGUUUUAUAACACAACUGUAGAAGUUCUGCCUCUCAUCACCCCAACAGUGGUCUAUGAUAAUUUUAAUUACACUGCUGACGGAUUCAUCAUUAUAGGUAGAUUUGAUAAUAUGGGCAUUGCGGAAGGUAAAGUUGACCACAGACUUGGUGCCAUAAAAGAGAUAAGGCUGACUGUGCACAGCGAAAGUGAGAACUGGGCUAUUCUUAGUGAGAUACUAUUUGAAACUAAUGGGAACAGGUGA
Nezara viridula (southern green stink bug) is the source of this 1532-nucleotide messenger RNA. NCBI's taxonomy places the organism in Eukaryota, Metazoa, Arthropoda, Insecta, Hemiptera, Pentatomidae. The record is from the annotation of a GenBank genome assembly.